Bufo gargarizans (Asiatic toad) is the source of this 3786-nucleotide messenger RNA. Its product is annotated as gastrula zinc finger protein XlCGF17.1-like. NCBI's taxonomy places the organism in Eukaryota, Metazoa, Chordata, Amphibia, Anura, Bufonidae. Gene Ontology annotation, biological process: regulation of transcription by RNA polymerase II. Bases 267 to 1439 code for a protein of 390 amino acids. Gene Ontology annotation, molecular function: DNA-binding transcription activator activity, RNA polymerase II-specific; RNA polymerase II cis-regulatory region sequence-specific DNA binding. The record is from RefSeq and is a predicted model, not a curated record. The transcript has 5 exons. Gene Ontology annotation, cellular component: nucleus.
UGUCAGGAUGUGGCGGUCUAUUUCUCCAUGGUGGAGUGGGAGUACAUAGAAGGACACCAGGUUCUGUACAAGGAGGCCAUGAUGGAGGCUCCCCGGCUUCUGACAUCACCAGAUGGAUCCAGGAGGAGAAAUCGCCCCAAAAGAUGUCCCCAUCCUCUGUAUUCCCAGGACUGUUCAGAGGAGACGCUCCCAGAGAACCAUCAGGAUGAAAAUCUGAUUAAUAUUAAGGUUGAGGUUAAAGAUGAAGAUGAAGAGGAGAUUAAUUUAUGGGGCGAUCAUCAGUAUGGAAUCAUAGAAAGAAAUCCCCCCAAGAGAUGUCCCUGUCCUCUGUAUCCCCAGGACUGUCCAGAGGAGAAGCUCCCAGAGAACCAUCAGAAAAUCUCAAGAAUUCUGAGGAAAAUGUCAUAUUAACAGUAGACUAUAAAGAAAAAGAUGAAGAUAUCGGGCAGCGCUCUUCAGAAGAAAACCUAAUUACCUGUAAUGUACAUCAAGGACUUAACUGUACAGACCCGUCAUAUAAUUCUCCUAAUCAUGAGGAACCUGCUCCUGACCAAUCACAGAUUGUUACCACAAUUAUUGGGCAGGAAGGGGGUAAAAGGUUUAAUUGUGGGGAAUGUGGAAAACAGUUAAAAACCAGAUCCACUCUUAAUGCCCACAGAAAAAUUCACAUUGGAGAGAAAGCAUUUUCAUGUCCAGAAUGUGGAAAAUGUUUUACAAAUAAAGCAAAUCUUGUUAGACAUGAGAGAAUUCACACAGGAGAGAAGCCAUUUGCAUGCUCAGUGUGUUCAAAAUGUUUUUCAAAUAAACCCGAUCUCGUUAUACAUGAAAGACGUCACACAGGAGAGAAGCCAUUUUCAUGUUCAGAAUGCGGGAAAGGUUUUAAAAGGAAAUCAGAACUUGUUAAACAUCAAAGAAAACGCACAGGAGAGAAGCCGUAUUCAUGUUCAGAAUGUGGUAAAUGUUAUGGAAAAAAAGCCAUACUUAAAGAACAUCAGAGAAUUCAUACUGGAGAGAAACCAUUUUCAUGUUCAAUAUGUGGGAGCCGCUUUAUAUGUAAAUCAAGUCUUACUCAACAUGUGAGAACUCACAAAGGAGAGAAGCGAUUUGCAUGCUCAGUGUGUUCAAAAUGUUUUUCAACUAAACCCGGUCUCGUUAUACAUGAGAGAAGUCACACAGGAGAGAAGCCAUUUUCAUGUUCAGAAUGCAGGAAAGGUUUUACAAAUAAAUCAGAUCUUGUUAAACAUCUGAGAUAUCACACAGGAGAGAAGCCGUAUCCAUGUUCAGAAUGCGGGAAAAGCUUUGUUACAAAAACCAAACUUAAAGAUCAUCAGAGAAUUCACACAGGGGAGAAGCCAUAUUCAUGUUCAUUAUGUGGGAAAUAUUUUAGACAAAAGUCAAGUCUUGUUGCACAUGAGAAAAAUCACACAGGAGAUAAAUGAUUUCGAUGUUCUUUAGGUACUAUAUGUUUUACAACAUCAUAAUAUCUAAUUUUGAAACUCACAUAGAGAAAAAAACACCCAAAUUCGAUUAACCUGAUGUCAACGGUGAUCAGGAUCAAUGGAGGGAAAGUAUUGUGGAUUUGAGGAAGAAAAUAAGAGCCUUGUUUACUGUAGAGCAGUGAAGAUGUAAUUGUCACAAUGAACCUUGCUUCCUACUAUAUUCAUACCUCGACUCCAGGCUCGGACUCACCCACAGGGAAACGGGUGAAUACCUCGGUGGUCCACUGACAAAGAUGGGCCCUCAGUAACCUAUUACAGCCUCUCAGCCAGCCUACAUCCAUACAACUCAGUGGUUCAGGUGACUUCUCGGUACAAAGGCAAGCCAGACCGUAUCAUUUUUCCCCAGAAACCCAACUUCUCAAAGUUUUUGCAGGAAUCACCAUAAUGAAUCAUCUUGAGCGUCUUAUUGCUGCCUGCCGCUAUGUGAGUAGGUAAUAUUUGCAUGUAGCUGUACAGUGGGCUUCCAGAAUGAAUUUUACUGGUGGGCUCUAGGCACCCUCGUCUGACACUGUUCCACCCAUACUGCAGGAGAAUUCAGAGGAACAUAGCAAAAAAGGAAGGACUUCCAUUAGAGACUUUUAGGUAACAUAGGUGGACAUAUUGAUAUUUUUAUAUUCAUUUGUACAGUAUAGAAAGAUAAAGGUGAUGGGGAAAAUAAUAACUUAUAUUUGUAAUAAUUUGUUACACAAAAUAUUUAUAGAUCUACCAAAUCCAUCUCUGCCUUGAAUACCCGGCGAUGUCCCUUUGGCAAAAUCAACCUACAGCAGGUGUUUAUUAAAAAGUCUUAUUCACAUACUAUAUGUGUAUUUUGGUCAUGUAAUGUCCGUAUUUCUAACCCAAACUUAGGAGUAGGUCUAAAACAUGGAAAACAUGACCAUAUCUUAAUUAAGUUCUACUCUGUUCUAUUCGCUUACAAAUAUCAUGUUACAAAUGUUACAAGCAACAGGGGUCUACAUCAUGUUCAUCUGGUUACUAAUUUUGUUUGAGCGUUUGCCUUGUAUCUGAAUCUGUGUGUGGUUAUUGCCUUCUCUGAUUGAUAAGGGUGGAGUCGCUGAUAGAUGAGACUUUUAUAUAUCCAGACUUUACUCCAUUCUAGUUAUUGGUAUAGUGUUUGCCAUGUGCAUUUUUGUUCUAGUCCUGUGUGUUUUAUGUUUAUUCCGGGAACUGUAUUUCCACCAUUUCUUGCUGCGUUUGGUUUUUGUCUGUUGCGUUGUCCUGGCUGAUUUUUUUUACUUAAAUUCAAAUAGAGUAAGUUCAAUAUUGCCCCUUUUCUGCUCACUAUCAUUCAUUCACUAUCUUCACAUGUGCCACACAUCUGCCACCCACUCCAUUGAUGGAUUAUCUCCUUCUGUGACCCACAGCAUUCAGUUCCUAUCCACCGGUGAUUUUGUUUCAGUGUCAUGUUUUUUGCCAGUGUUGAAACAUGUUUCAUUUGUGAUAUGUUUGCAACUGUCUGUUGGGCAGUUCAGCCCUUCUGGAAGUCCUUGGGGUAUGAGUACCAAGAUCUAUUGUUAUCUAUUGGACUGGCAAAGGUAAAGUCCAGUUCUGCAGUCUGUGUUGUUGCCAAUACAAGAUACUUACCACAAGACACAGAUGUCAAUGAGGCCGUACUGUCUACUGGUCUCUUACAUGUGAGGUAUUGUUUCCUAUUCUUCCAUGAAGAAGCAUAACAUUCUUAUAAAGGGUAAGGAUUACUAGAGCGCACAAGGACUAAACAUUAAAGUAUAAAGCUUUAAUACAAAAACUGUAUAAUUGUGUUACUAUCCACACAGCAGGGAUUUUACAUGAGCCGGUCCUGACACAAUCAUCUCCCAUCAACCUGCUCUGUACAUUAUAACAUUGUUGUGAUCAUAGAUACACUAACAGCUCAGCUUCAUAUGAUUCGGUCAUGUAACCAGUGGUACGGCCACUUCUCCAAAGUCUCCCAAGAGACAUUUUUCAAUAACUGUGCCAGGCUGCAUAUUUCUUAUGCUACUGUGAGCAGGAUGUGUGUAAACGUGCUACCAUGGCCGCAGUGUCUCCAGACUUGUCUCCCAUCAAGCACUUCUGGGAAAUUGGUCGGAAAUUGCAAAUGGAGCUGCCAUCAGCGGAUCUUGAUGAUUUGCGUGCCCAAGUGCAUUCCGCAUGGCAGAACAUUCCUCAGACCACCAUUAAUAACCUCUUUGAUGGCAUGCCAAGACAUGUAAGUGUGUGUAUAUCUGCACGUGGCACUUAUACCCCAUACUGGACAAAUUGAGAUGUUUUGAAUGUGUUGCCUAUCAUUUAUAUGUAUAUCGAUCCUGUGAUU